AUGGAUGCCUAUGCUCCCCUCCGCCCCCAGCCAACCCUGCGCGAGCAAGUCUGGCGCGAGGCCCUGCCCGUUAAGCCCGGCCGUCCGGUGCUGUUCCCCUAUGUCGAGGGCUCCUGGGUGCGCGGCUCUUGGUCGCCCGACGACGAGUGGUAUGCCGAGGCCGACGGCUGGGACAACUUGACGUCGCGAUUCACCACGUCUUCGGCGUCGGACAUCGCCGUCAACAACACCCCGCUGCUCGACGUCAACCGCGAGGCCCGGCGCGUCGCGGUCGCAUGGGCCCGGAAGAGGGGAUAUACAGUUGGGUGCCGAGGCGGCGACGGCAUGACGACGACAACGACGACGACGACGGUGACCGAUGCCAACCAUGAUGUUGACAUCCCGGGGGCGUUGGUCAUCACGCGCCCCGUCGAUCCGUCCCACGACGCCAUCUACAUCCCGACGGCCGAGGUCGGCGACAACUUCGUCAAUGCGCCGUGGAACCUCUGGACCGGGACGGGCGGUGACGGCUUUCAGAUCGAUUCGCGUCUGGUGGCCGUUGCCCUACCCCGGGCGCUCUUCAGCGGCGACAACGACGUUCUGCUUUUCGGGCUCGACCUGCCCCAGUGGCGUUUGCGCCUCUUGUACGACCCGCAGCCAGACGUGUGGUCUGGGAGCUGGGAGCUCCGAGACAACACCAUAUACGAUCCCGGCUCCUUCUGCUGGGACAGCGCCCGUCGCGUUUUCGUCUAUCCAGAGCCGGUGCUAAGUGGUGCCGGGGAGGAUAUGUAUAAAGCGGUUCAUGGUGUAGCCGAGAUGCUAGGCGCCGAGGAGGCUUUUAGAUUCUCCAGCGUCAAACCCGACUUUGAGAUACGGCUGGCUCAUGCUAUCAAAAGGUCAUAG
Messenger RNA from Gaeumannomyces tritici R3-111a-1, 882 nucleotides. RefSeq lists its product as hypothetical. The record is from RefSeq and is a predicted model, not a curated record. The transcript has 2 exons. NCBI's taxonomy places the organism in Eukaryota, Fungi, Ascomycota, Sordariomycetes, Magnaporthales, Magnaporthaceae. The coding region runs from base 1 to 882 and encodes 293 amino acids.